Messenger RNA from Eucalyptus grandis, 1419 nucleotides. RefSeq names its product GDSL esterase/lipase At3g26430-like. Lineage: Eukaryota; Viridiplantae; Streptophyta; Magnoliopsida; Myrtales; Myrtaceae. Gene Ontology annotation, molecular function: hydrolase activity, acting on ester bonds. The record is from RefSeq and is a predicted model, not a curated record. The transcript has 5 exons. The coding region runs from base 137 to 1288 and encodes 383 amino acids.
UCUCAUCCAAACAAACAACUUCAAUGGUCAUAUCCCAUCCAGUUCUCCGUCGGUUUUGGACUUGUUAUCACCUAUAAAGGCCUCAACUUUUAAUGAGGCUUCAGCUCUCGCUCGCUUUGGGUUUCUCUCACUAAAGAUGGAGGCCAGAUGUUCUUCCUGCUUCUUCACGGCGCUGUUGCUGUGUCGGUUGGCAGGCAUGGCUCAAGCAUCCUGCGAUUUCCCGGCAAUGUUUAACUUUGGAGACUCAAACUCCGACACCGGCGGCCUGUCAGCUGUGUUCGGCCAGGCCCCGUGGCCUGAAGGCGAGACCUACUUCCACAGCCCUGCCGGGAGGUACACUGAUGGCCGCGUCGUGGUAGACUUCAUAGCUGAGAGCUUGGGGUUACCGUAUCUGAGCGCGUAUCUCAACUCAGUGGGCUCGAACUUCAGCCACGGAGCCAACUUUGCGACUGCAGGUUCCACCAUUCGGCCCCAGAACACGACCCUUCAACAGUCGGGGUUCAGCCCCAUCUCCCUGGACGUUCAGUACAACGAGUUCUAUGAGUUCCAUAACCGAACUCCAGUGGCUCGUCAAAAAGGAGAGGUCUUUGAGAAGCUGUUGCCCAAGGAAGAGGUUUUCUCUAAGGCUCUGUACACCUUUGAUAUCGGCCAGAAUGACCUCACGGCUGGGUACUUCAUGAACAUGUCUACCUCCGAAGUGAGAGCAUACCUUCCCGACGUCCUAGGGCAGUUCAAGAACAUCGUCUCGUAUGUGUACAGCCAAGGCGGCAGGUUCUUUUGGAUACACAACACAGGCCCGGUCGGUUGCCUCCCCUAUGUGAUGGAACGGGUACCGAUCCUGGCAUCACAAGUGGACCCCGUCGGCUGCGCGUCUCCUUUCAAUGAAGUGGCUCAGGAUUUCAACCGCGGGCUGAAGGAGGUCGUGAUGCAGUUGAGGCAGGAGUUGCCCCAGGCGGCGAUCACGUAUGUCGAUGUCUACUCGGUGAAAUACUCCCUGAUUAGCCAUCCCGAGAUAUAUGGGUUCAAGCAUCCGUUGAGGACUUGCUGCGGCCACGGAGGAAGAUACAACUAUGACAUCCACAUGGGAUGUGGCGCAACGGCGAUGGUGGACGGGGAGGAAGUGAUGGUGGCAAAGUCCUGCGACAAUCCGGCGCUUCAUGUGAAUUGGGACGGAGUCCAUUUCACUGAGGCGGCUAACAGGCAGAUCUUCAAACACAUCAGGAGUGGCUUAUUCUCCGAUCCACCUGUUCCGCUGAGCUCGGCUUGCCUGAGGAUGCCUCCGUCCUGAAGCGGACAUGAACAUGUGGUCUUCUCUUGCUGAAACUCGUUAUGUUGUUUCUUUCCAGUGCUGCUUUUGGGCUGUUUUCAGUUUGCGGUUUCGCGGGAAUGCAAACCAGGAGAUACAUUUCCGACAUUGAA